CUGUCUUCCUACCUUACCCUUUAGGUUUGUUUUUGGAACCCCAUAUGAGAUAUCACAUCUCACAGAUAAUGCGUCUUUCCCUCAUCCUCGCCAUUGUUGCUGCUUUCAAGUUGGCAGUGUCUAUACCAGUUGUUGUUGAUGACGGUGACUGUCCCGUCUACUGCAACGUGGGUGAUUGCUGCCCUUCCUAUGAUUGCCAGCCAAUCGAACGGUGUGGUAGGUCGAAUUUAUGUGUGUCCGUAAUUGACCCGCCGAACUAUAGUGAGUUUCCGCUCUUGCCUUGGUGCAGUGUGGUCGAUGAUACAGCUGGGACAUGUAAGUAGUUCGUUGCUCAGUGCUCGGCUGUCACAGUGAACAGACACUGUUCGAGCACACAAGAUCUACCGACAAGUUCGAUAAUUGAAAAGUAAUGGCAGUUGCAGGUGGAGUCCUUGAGGAUGGAAAUUGAUCUCAUGCGUCAAAAGUCAAGAUAUCAGGCAUUAGUUGACCAUGUGUGGAUAUCAAAGACAGUGAUCUGUAACUUCUGAGUUUCUGACGUUCAUGGCAUGAUGCAGGGGACUCAGCAUUAGUGCACCAGCGCUCUGUCCUCACAACAAUUCAUCUAAAUGAAGAGAUAGCACAGCAUUCCUUCACGUAAAUUGUGUCUAGUGCCACGUCUGUACCUGUAAUGGGGAACCAACGUCAGCCCACGUACAGAGACACAUAUGAUGC
Messenger RNA from Suillus plorans, 711 nucleotides. RefSeq lists its product as uncharacterized. NCBI's taxonomy places the organism in Eukaryota, Fungi, Basidiomycota, Agaricomycetes, Boletales, Suillaceae. The record is from RefSeq and is a predicted model, not a curated record. The transcript has 3 exons. Bases 45 to 323 code for a protein of 92 amino acids.